Molecule: messenger RNA, 1227 nt
Organism: Drosophila obscura
Lineage: Eukaryota; Metazoa; Arthropoda; Insecta; Diptera; Drosophilidae
Product: UPF0676 protein C1494.01-like
Molecular function (GO): dioxygenase activity
Source: RefSeq, a predicted model, not a curated record
GCCAGAGCCCUGCAACGUCAGUCUGCCAGAGAACAUCGCGCUGAUCACAUCGAAGUCGUUCGUUCCGGAAACAGCUCUAAUCUGUGGGAGAGUGUAGCUUAUCUCCGUGCACAUUUACAUUUAUUUACUGAGAAUGAUAAAGAGCAAGAUAGUAGAGGACAAGCUUGAUACGCUUGUCUCACGCUACGCAGUGCCGAUCAUCGAUCUCGCACAUUGUGCCAAGUCUGUGAUCUGUCGCGUUGGGCAACAGCUGGACAAGGCACUUUCCGAAAAGGGGAUCGCCCUACUGGUGAAUCAUGGCAUUCCCGAUGAGAAGAUCAAAGCUGCCUGGGACCAAUUCGAUAACUUUUUGGACCUGCCGGCUGAGGUGCGGGACCGCUACAGCCGAAAGGAUGGUACAAACUACGGCUAUGUGAGUCCCGGAAUGGAACGCUUCGAUGGAAAGACGCCAGAGCUACGACAUACCUACAACAUUUGCAAGCUGGACGACAAGAACAUUCCAAUGGAGGUUGAAACACUGCCCAAGUUUGCAGAGGAGAUCACGACGCUGGCCAACGAUUUCACGGCUCUGUCCACCUUCAUACUGAAGGCCAUGGAGGUCGCCCUGGAGAUCCCUCCCAAGUGCUUUCUCGACAAGCACUCAGAGAUGCUUUCCGGGGAUGAUGUCAAUAUGACCACCCUGCGAAUGAUCUACUAUCCGGCGAUAGUGGACGAUGAGCCUGGUCAGAGCGAGGGUGCGGUUCGCUGUGGUGCUCAUGUGGACUACGGCACCUUUACCCUCCUGGCUCAGGACUCUGAGGGCGGUCUGGAAGUGCAACUUCCUGGCGGAGAAAAAUGGGAACGUGUGGGCCAUCUGCCCGGAGCCAUACUCAUAAAUGGCGGGGAGCUCUUAUCAAUCUGGACGAAGCAACGCUAUCACGCUGUGCCACAUCGCGUCGUUGUGCCUGAGAGGGUCCAAAUACGCACCAGAGGCAGACACUCGAUUGCCUACUUCUGUCAUCCGGAUAACUCGACGAUGAUUUCGCCCAGGGAUAUUCUCGCAAAUCAAGCGGAUGCUGCGGAGGACUCUACGGACGAGAAAAUCUACAGUGCCUACGAGCUGAUUCAGCAAAAGUUCUCUGACACCUACGGCCAGCGUUCGCAGGGAAGCAACGAAUCUUGAGCAACAAUUUAUUCUGAUAUUAAUGCAACAUACAACAAAAAUAAAAACACAAUUAGUACUGCAAA